Molecule: messenger RNA, 1698 nt
Organism: Tachysurus vachellii
Lineage: Eukaryota; Metazoa; Chordata; Actinopteri; Siluriformes; Bagridae
Gene: rell1
Product: RELT like 1
Exons: 7
Coding region: 382-1188 (268 amino acids)
Biological process (GO): positive regulation of p38MAPK cascade
Cellular component (GO): plasma membrane
Source: RefSeq, a predicted model, not a curated record
AUGCAUUCUUGAGUACAAUCUAUUGUGAGGAGGAAUGUGGCUGUUCUCGUUUAGUACUUUUUUUUUAACGUAAACUCUUUAUCGUAAUUAUUAAUAGGCUGGUGUUUUUAAAAAUACCAAAUGAACUCUUGUAACUUCGAGCAUCUGUAGUUCUCGUUGUGUUCGCUCAUACACACGCGCACACACACGCGCUCGCGCGCACACACAGAGUGGGAAGUUCCUCACACAGCCUGACUGAAGAAGAAUGAGGAAACACCAGCAAACAUCAAACUCGAGUACAGCUAGCAGGUAACCUCCCGUCCUAAACAUCUCUCCGACCUGUCCGGACACUGAACAAGGCGCUUUGGCUCUUCUGAAACUCAGGACUCUUCUCACAGACUGAUGGCGGUUUCUGCAGCGAGCGACAGCGUCACAUUGAACAAAACGGAUAAUGGAGAGACGGAUCACGGCAGCUCAACUCACCCCGAGUACAUAGCCUUCGGCCUCGUGCCCGUCUUCUUCCUCCUAGGGUUGCUGGGCAUGCUAAUCUGUCACAUACUGAAGAAGAAGGGCUAUCGCUGCACCACAGAUGCCGAGGAACCUGAGGAAACUGAGGUAGAUGAGGAGAAACGUCUGGAAGACGGAGAUAUGAAUGACACCUACAGCGAAGGCAACACGGACACCGUGGGCCAGAUAGUUCACUACAUCAUGUCAAAUGAAGCUAACAAAGAUGCUCUGAAGGCCAUGGUUAGUGAAAACAGCAUAGACUCAGAAGGCGCUCCUGUAACACCAAUCACACCAUCUCCUGUGACCCCAAUCACGCCAACUCCUGUAACCCCUGCGAGCCCCGUGUCGCCAGGAGCUCCUGCCGCAGCAGCCAAACACACCUGUAACCACCUUCACACCAUUGGAGGAAUGAUGGGGCACAACAACACGUGUAACCGCUGCAACCAGAAGAAGUGGCCUCUCAUGUGGCGUGGCUCGAACAGGAAAAUGGACCGGCGCGCACACGUUGGAGAGGUCACCGUGCUGGCAGUUGGCAGGUUCCGUGUGACUAAAACUGACCCACGGUCGGGUCGUGAAAGACGCAGCCUGCUGAUCACUGAGCCUAACGGCAGUGUCCUCGUCACUCCUGUAAAGACCGAGCCAGCUUCACUGAACGGCGGCGCAGAUGCACCGCCCAAGGCAGAGGCUGACCAUAACAAGUGAACGUGUGGGAGCAAUAUCCGUUCAAGUGUAGUCAAAAGCAAAUUUUAAAACAUUUUUAAACCCAACCACAGCAUUGACAUAGCAGCGAGGCGAAAGAGAAGCAAACGACAAGAUGGAGGUUAAAGAUGGUUUCGAAGCAAAGCAGUUGCUGAAUAGGCCUUUUAAUUUGAAGUGCAGUAUUAGACUCCGACCUCUGGCCGUUGUGGUUUGUUUGCGUAUUUGGGAAGGGAGGAGGAAGGCACACCAGUUUGUCCGAGUUAUUCCAUCACCAUGUCAUUCCUCCCUUUAUAAACACACUGCAUCAUUAACCCCGCAGAGUCGCUUUAUCCAUUUUAAUGUCCACGAGCGUAUCAAUGGUUAAUCCACAGUCAAACAUACGCUCACAUUACAUAGUAGGCUACAGAAUAGUUACGUGACCUAAGGUCAUGUGACUCAGUUUACGACUUCCAAGAAGCAGGGACUUUUUUUAUUUUUUUUUAAGCACACUCUUUUCAGUUCGAUCACUAAACA